UCUGAGGUGGUCCCUGAGCAGCCUCCCAGCAGGGAGAAGCCCUUCAAGUGCUUGGAAUGUGGGAGGAGCUUCAGCUGGAGUUCCCACCUGCUCCGACACCAGCGCAUCCACACUGGGGAACGUCCCUACACGUGUGGGGAAUGUGGGAAGAGCUUCAACCGGAGCACUGACCUCCUCAAGCACCAGCACAUCCACACUGGGGAACGACCCUACACUUGUGGGGAAUGUGGAAAGGGCUUCAGCCAGAGCUCCAGCCUGAUCCAACACCAGCGCAUCCAUAAUGGGGAACGGCCCUACACAUGUGGGGAAUAUGGGAAGAGCUUUGGGAACAGCUCCCACUUGAUCCAACACCAGCACAUCCACACUGGAGAAUGGCCUUACACAUGUGGGGAAUGUGGAAAGGGCUUCAGUGACAGCUCCAGCCUCCGCAAACACCUGCGCUUCCACACUGGAGAACGACCCUACAAGUGCUUGGAAUGUGGGAAGGGGUUUCACACCAGCUCCAAUCUCCUCACUCAUGAGCGGACACACACGGAUGAGAGGCCCUUCUGCUGCACCGACUGUGGGAAGGGCUUCAAGCACAACUGCCAUCUCGUCAGGCACCGGCGCAUCCACACCGGGGAGAGGCCCUACAAGUGUGGGGAGUGUGGGAAGAGCUUCAGUGACAGCUCUGCCUUGACUCAACACCAACGGACCCACAGGUAA
Chiroxiphia lanceolata (lance-tailed manakin) is the source of this 705-nucleotide messenger RNA. Its product is annotated as zinc finger protein 239-like. The transcript has a single exon. Lineage: Eukaryota; Metazoa; Chordata; Aves; Passeriformes; Pipridae. The record is from RefSeq and is a predicted model, not a curated record. Gene Ontology annotation, cellular component: nucleus. Gene Ontology annotation, molecular function: RNA polymerase II cis-regulatory region sequence-specific DNA binding; DNA-binding transcription activator activity, RNA polymerase II-specific. Gene Ontology annotation, biological process: regulation of transcription by RNA polymerase II. The annotation marks the transcript as partial.